Messenger RNA from Phymastichus coffea, 1080 nucleotides. Its product is annotated as cell division cycle protein 123 homolog. NCBI's taxonomy places the organism in Eukaryota, Metazoa, Arthropoda, Insecta, Hymenoptera, Eulophidae. Gene Ontology annotation, cellular component: cytoplasm. The record is from RefSeq and is a predicted model, not a curated record. The transcript has 6 exons. Bases 43 to 1041 code for a protein of 332 amino acids.
UGUACACGUUUAGUACUGGUUAGAUAUAAGGUUAUGUUUUAAAUGACAGGAGCAGUUUUGGUCGAAAUGAAAAGUAAUAUUUCAUAUGUGGAUUAUUCUUUCUGUCAGUGGUAUCCACUUUUCAGUAAAAAUGUCCUGGAAGCCGUGAUGCUGCCAUUACCUCAAGAUGUUUGUAAAUAUUUAGAACACGAUGCCUUUCUAUUACCCCUUGAAGCAAUAAACAAAGGUAAUUCGUGCAAUUCAGAAUGGUCUGAUGGUUCAGCCAUUAAAGACGAGGAAGAAGAGGACUCUGAAGAACAACCAACUUUUCCAGAGUUUAGUAAACAGGUGCAACAAGUGAUUGAAAAAUUUGGAUCUGUCUUUUUGAAAUUAAAUUGGAGUACUCCUGCUGAUGCUACCUGGGUUGCAGCAACAAAGUCAUUAAAAUGUAAUGCUCUCGAAGAUGUGUACUUACUAUUAAAGAGUUCGGAUAGAAUAUCACAGGAUUUGAGUAUGCUUAGAUCUAUUAAUGAUAAACAUUGUCAGAUUUAUCCAUGUCUAGUAUUAAAGAAAUGGCGAGAUAUUGACCCAUGCACAGAAUUCCGUUGCUUUGUAGUUAAUAAGGAACUUGUUGGGAUUUCUCAGAGAGAUGUUUCACAAUAUUAUAAACACAUUGAAAAUGACAAAUAUAACAUUCAAAAAGAUAUUAAAAGUAUGUUCACUGAAAGUAUCCAAAGCAAAUUUGGUCCUGAUGAUUAUUCAUUUGAUGUCAUCAGAUACAAAAAAGAUAAAGUAAAAAUUGUUGAUUUUGGUCCACUCAAUGAAGCAGUGACAAAAAAUUCUCUCUUUACAUAUGAAGAAUUACAUAGUGAAUUUGUUAGACAAAAAGAAGGAGAAUUUAGAUUUAUAAGCGAAGAUAUGGGAAUACAACCAAAAAUGACCAAUCAUGUUUGUGUACCUACAGAAAUUAAUGAAUUUUUUCAAGGAGGAAUAUCUAUAAUGGACGCAAUCAGAAAAGAGGUCGAGGAACAAAGAAAGGAGGAAAACUGUAACUGUAAUUGACUUGAAAAUUAAAUAAACUUGUUAUUUUUUAAUACAGAA